Molecule: messenger RNA, 2690 nt
Organism: Wallemia mellicola CBS 633.66
Lineage: Eukaryota; Fungi; Basidiomycota; Wallemiomycetes; Wallemiales; Wallemiaceae
Product: Dehydroquinate synthase-like protein
Exons: 3
Coding region: 38-1147 (369 amino acids)
Cellular component (GO): mitochondrion
Molecular function (GO): metal ion binding; alcohol dehydrogenase (NAD+) activity
Source: RefSeq, a predicted model, not a curated record
AGCUUUCGACAUUAUCUGUCUAAGACUUAACAAAAUAAUGACAAUAGUUUCAGGCUCAUAUUCGUACUCUCAAUUGAAAAAAUUGGUUUACGGACCCAAUGGUAUUGCUCAGUUGCCACAAUUAGUGGAUCUACUAGGUGGAAAACGUUCAAUGAUAAUUUGUGGGAAGAGUAUAAAUAACACCAACACACCUAGAAAAGUUAAAGAAUUGCUAGGGGAUAAUGUAAUUGAGCAUUUCAGUUCGAUAAGAGAACAUUCACCGAUCGAUGACGUCAAUAAAGCGUUAUCUAUCGUCGAAGAUAAAAACAUCGAUACAUUGAUUGCUAUCGGUGGUGGUAGUAGCAUUGAUGCAGCCAAAACUAUAGUUCACUUCUAUAAAUCCACUAGAAAUGACGAAAGUGGACUUGAGACUAUCGCAAUACCAACAACACUUUCUGCCGCAGAGUUUACAAUGUACGCAGGUUAUACGUCAAAAGAAGACAUGAAAGUUGGUGUAGCGUCCGAGUAUAUGACACCAAAGGGCGUAAUAUUGGACGCCGAAUUGACUUUAGAUACUCCGCAGAGAUUAUGGCUUAGUAGUGGUAUUCGCGCGUUAGAUCAUGCCGUUGAAACACUUUACAGACCAAAUGCCUCAUACCAUUUGCGUAAAAUGGCACUACUAGCACUCAAAGAUCUAUUUGAUUUAUUACCAAUAACCAAAGCUCACCCUGAGGAUGUAAAUACACGUCAAAAGUUACAGCUAGCGUCCUUUAUGUCUUUGUUCCCUGAUAGUAUGUCAGUCCAGGAUCUUCGUCCAUUUGGACCUUCGCAUACGAUAGGCAGAAAGGUUGGAUCGAGUUAUGGUAUUCCUCACGGUAUCACAAGUUGCAUAACGCUCUCUUUAAUAGUAAGAUUGUAUCAAGAACACAACAAAGAUGAGGAGAUUAAAAACAGACUCCAAGAAGCUACUGAAAUUACUAAACGAGAGGGUGAUUUAUCAUCACAAAUAGAUCAACUGAUUCGGGAGCUGGAGUUAAGCAGCACGCUUACGAAUUAUAAGGUACCUUUCGAUCAUGCUAGUCAAAUCGCUGAAAAUUCUCUUAAAGGAUUGGGUGAUGUUGGUUUCACGGAAGUGGACGUAUGUAAAACUAUUGAAAACAUGUAUUAAAUCUUUUAUUUCAAAUUAAAUCUGAUAUUACGACUAAGCUAUUCUCACAUAGACCAACUAAGAUACCUUGUGAUUUGAAAUAUGCAACUCCUAGUAGAGAACCUUUCUCAUAACCACAGAAUUGGAAUACUGACUGUGGCGCGGUAUCCGAUUGAUCUGAUUCCGUUUGGAAGUAAAUAAAUGCAUUACCUGCACCUUUAUGGUUUCCACCUUCAAAGACAAUUACUAAUUCAUUUGAUAAAUGAUGAGUGAAUUUCAAAUCUCUCUUUGAAGCAAUUACGAAAGGAAGAGCAGCAAAUGAAUCCAAAUUUUUGACACUCUUCGUAUCGAAAAGGGCACCUGUUAAUGUCGUUUCAUCUGAAAUAAUAAAUGUACUAUCUUGUUUCGGAUAAGAUGGUAAGGGUGUUGAUAAUAAUCUCUGACAAGUGAAAUGUUGCAAUUCAUCUACAUUGCUGAACUUCGUCAAUGUGAAUAAUCUACCUACAUCGCUAUCGACGUUAUCAUCCAUUUCGCCUUUAGCUAAUGAAGGUAUAUCAUCAGAAAGGCCACCUGGGCGAAUUUUGGGAGAUUGUGUGCCGUCACCUUCUUCUGUGUACUUUUCUAAACUACUGAGAGCACUUUGUAGAUGCUGUUCUGAUAGCCUUUCGUCGGUAAUUUCAAACGGUGGCUUAAAGUGCUCAUCAAAAAGACUUAUCCAUCUAGCCGUCUGAUUCUUCUUGCCCAAAUCAAUUUCAAGCUGUGACAAUUGUCGGUUGAGCGUCCAAUUACUAGAGUCUAUGUCGAUUUCGUCAUAAAGAGGUAAAGUAUCAUUACUGAGCGAAGGUAUUUUUAUUUCUUUAGUUUUUAUAAUUGGUGCGUAACUUUCUUUGUUUCCAAUCUCUGUUAAAUGUACUAUGAUUGAUACUGCAUCUUGAUCUUGAGACCAAGUACAUUGAUUUUGGGUAGGUUUUGAUUUUUCAGUAGUGACGCUCUGGGCAGGCUCUUCUUCAGCUAUAAGAUCACCACCAUCAUUAUCAACCUUUGUAAAUGCAGAUGAUGAUGCUAGACACCACUCAUUGGCAACAUACUCUACUAAUGAAGGGAAAUCGUCAGAACGUAAUCUCCACAUAAUACCAUGAUUGAGUGAUUCCGCGGCUCUAUCUAAAUUGAUGGCUAUUAAAUCAAACUUCGUCGUUUCUCCAACUAGACUCGUUGAGAUUACGAUCGUGUUUAGUGAUUGUAUGUAUUUGUGAAUGUAAAAAGGCAGUAAAGUACCAUCGUUUGUUAGCUCUUUCACAUCAUCAUUAAUGAAUAAUCUCCCACUGCCAUCAGAAAAUGCCCAUUUGGUCUCAGACAUCGAGACAGCAGAUGGCAAAUCAAAUGACGUAAGGUUUAGUAUGCUUGGAAUUUUGAAUAUUUGGUUGAAAUGCGGUUUCUAUGAGCAUCUAUGAGCUAUACAGACUUUCCAUUUUGCAUGUAAACCCACCUGAUUAUCAAAAUCUAUCGUAAUCGCUAACAAGCUGUCAUCAUUUCUUGUGAAAUAUAAUAACUGACUAUCUUUAUA